Ochotona curzoniae (black-lipped pika) is the source of this 1203-nucleotide messenger RNA. It is a transcript of the gene THAP3, whose product is annotated as THAP domain containing 3. Lineage: Eukaryota; Metazoa; Chordata; Mammalia; Lagomorpha; Ochotonidae. The record is from RefSeq and is a predicted model, not a curated record. The transcript has 5 exons. Bases 14 to 739 code for a protein of 241 amino acids.
CCUGGUCGCAGGGAUGCCUAAAUCCUGCGCGGCUCGCCAGUGCUGCAACCGUUACGGUAACCGGAGGAAACAGCUCACCUUCCACCGAUUCCCGUUCAGCCGCCCGGAGCUGCUGAAGGAAUGGGUGCUGAACAUCGGCCGGGCCAACUUCAAGCCCAAGAAGCACACGGUCAUCUGCUCCGAGCACUUCAGGCCCGAGUGCUUCAGUGCCUUCGGGAACCGCAAGAACCUCAAGCACAACGCUGUGCCCACCGUGUUUGCCUUCCAGGACCCCGCACAGCUGGUGAGGGAAAACACGGACCUGGCAGGAACGGGAGGAGAUGCCGCCCAGCAGAGGGAGGUGAGUCUGCCCUGGGCCGGGCUCUGGGCUGGGGAGCCGGGCACCGGGAGAGGCUUGGACACAGCACUGGAGGAGCGGCAGCUGGUCCCGGACGCCGAAGGCCCCCUGAAGCUGGUGCGGCCCCAGAGAGUGGAGGUGGCAGAGGGUCCCAGCCAGGGGGCCGGCCCCUUGGGCCCGAGGGGGCCUCUGCCCAGGCAGCCGUCCGACCACAGCUACGCCCUCCUGGACUUGGGCACCCUCAAGGAAAAGCUCUUCCUCACCUUGAAGGAGAAUCAAAAGCUGCGGAAGCGCUUGAAGGCCCAGCGGCUGCGGAUGCACAGGCUGUCGAGCCGCCUGCGUGCCCACAGGGAGGGGCUGCCGGGCCCCCAGACCGCGGCUCAGCCGGAGCUACACAGCUGAGACCUUGGCGGCUGCUUGUCGGGCCCACGCAUCGGCCACCGUGAUGUGGGAGAGCAGCCCAGGUGGCAGGUGCUGAGGGGACCACUGCCUUAGGAGCCCACCUGGGCCCCACGUCGGAUUCUCCCCAAGGAGUAUGGGCCGAGCGGCACCCGGCACCCUGGCCGCCUCCCUGGGCUGAGUCGACAGCUGGUCAGCAGGUCCCCUCCCCAGCUGGCCUGGUUAGAGAUGAAUUUAUUUACAAAAGUUACAGAAUGCUUCUUCGGAAGGCAGCUCGGGAGCUCCCAUCUGGGUCUCCGCGUGCUGCUGCUGGCCCAGCUGGCUGGGCAGGCGGCUGGCCCAGGAGUGCAGCAGCUGGGAUGGGCCAGGCUCUGCGGCCAUCCCCCCUGUCCAGGCAGGCAUCCUGCUACCUCUGACUACAAAGUAACGAUGCUGACUUUAGUUAAUAAAGGAAAAAGCAAAAAUCU